AUGUCGGCUUUGUUUAGCUUGCAGGGUCUGCUUACUGUGAUUUUACUCUUCAUCUGUACGUGUACUUAUAUCAAGAUGAAAUUCCCUACGCUCUUCGAUCGUGGUCAGCUGCCAGGAAAGCACGAGGGUCUCGGUGGGCUUUGCUGGAAAGCUUCGCGCAUUGGGGAGCGCAAAAGUCAAUAUGUGGCUACUGCACUUGUCAUAAUGGCUGUGCACACGCUUUUCUUCUCGUGA
Peronospora belbahrii is the source of this 234-nucleotide messenger RNA. The record is from the annotation of a GenBank genome assembly. NCBI's taxonomy places the organism in Eukaryota, Oomycota, Peronosporomycetes, Peronosporales, Peronosporaceae.